Molecule: messenger RNA, 3905 nt
Organism: Oxyura jamaicensis (ruddy duck)
Lineage: Eukaryota; Metazoa; Chordata; Aves; Anseriformes; Anatidae
Gene: FBXL18
Product: F-box and leucine rich repeat protein 18
Exons: 5
Coding region: 57-2264 (735 amino acids)
Biological process (GO): SCF-dependent proteasomal ubiquitin-dependent protein catabolic process
Cellular component (GO): SCF ubiquitin ligase complex
Molecular function (GO): protein binding
Source: RefSeq, a predicted model, not a curated record
GGCACCGAGCUCGGCACCCUCGGUGAGGGAGGCAGCGCCCAGCCGCCACCCCCAACAUGGCGGCGCCGCGCUCAAGAUGGCGGCGGGCGGCGGUCGCCCCCUCCCCGCGCUCCCGCCUCAAGAUGGCGGCGCGGGGCGGCGGAGGAGUGGCGAGCCGCGGAAGCCGGGUCAUGGCAGCGCCGGAAGAACCGUGCGGAGGCGGCCGGGCCGGCGGGGAGCCAGGCCGGGAGGCGGCGGGUUUGAGCGGUGCCCGGUGCGGCGGGGCCGCCGCCAUGUUCCGCUGUGGAGAGGAGCUUCUAAGUGGGGAGAGCGAGGAGGAAAGUAAUGGUGUCAACCUGAUGGAGUUCUCGGAUGAGAUCCUUUUGCACAUCCUAAGCUACGUCCCUUGCACAGACCUUGUCCUGAAUGUCAGGAAAACCUGCAGGAAACUCGCAACGCUUUGCCUUGACAAGAGUCUAACCCAUACAGUUCGACUUCAGAAAGACUACAAGGUAAACAAAGACAAAGUGAAGCAACUGAUGAGGGAUAUCGGAAAAGAGAUUUAUCAGCUGAACAUGGCUGGGUGCUAUUGGCUGCCCAGCUCCACUAUUGAUCAUGUAAUACGAUGCAAGAACCUGGUAAAACUGAACUUGUCUGGGUGCCACAUCACUUCUCUCCGCCUCUCAAAGAUGCUGUCCGCGCUCCAGCACCUGCGCUCCCUGGCGAUAGAUGUAAACCCGGGUUUCGAUGCCAGUCAGCUAAGCAGUGAGUGUAAAGCCACUCUUAGCCGUGUCUCGGAAUUGAAGCAAACCCUUUACACUCCGUCAUACGGUGUCGUUCCGUGCUGCACUAGCCUUGAGAAACUGCUGCUUUACUUUGAGAUCCUUGAUCGCUCGCGAGAAGGUUUUAUGCUCUCGGGGCAGCUGAUGGUAGGUGAGAGCAAUGUGCCCCAUUACCAGAACCUUCGCGUCUUCUAUGCCAGGCUGGCUCCUGGCUACGUUAAUCAGGAGGUGGUGAGGCUGUACUUGGCGGUGCUAAGUGAUCGGACACCUGAGAACCUGCACGCCUUCCUUAUUUCUGCCCCUGGUAGUUUCGCUGAGACAGGAGCCACUAAAAACCUCCUGGACUCCAUGGCUCGAAAUGUACGCCUGGAUGCUUUACAAUUGCCCAAAGCCUGGAUUAACGGCUCUGGGCUCCUGCAACACUUGAAGUUCAACAACCCUUUCUACUUCAGCUUUAGCCGAUGCACCUUAUCCGGUGGUCACCUGAUCCAGAGAGUUAUUAACGGUGGGAAGGAUCUGAAAAGCUUGACCAGCCUGAACCUCAGUGGCUGUGUUCACUGUCUGGCUCCAGAGUCCUUGUUCCGAAAAGCAGAAGACGACAUUGACAGUAGCAUUCUGGAAAGCCUGGUAGUGUCUUGCUGCAACCUGAGACACCUCAACCUCUCCGCAGCUCACCACCACAGCUCAGAAAGCAUAGGGAAUCACUUGUGCCAGCUUCUGUCCAGGCUAAAGCACCUACUGUCGCUGGCACUGCCAGUUUGUUCCAUCACAGACGUUGCUGCAAACGUGGAAAAGCCUCCCACGCAGUCUAAUGCGGUGCCCCAAACGUUUGGAAAGAAAGUCCGGGUGGGGAUACAGACGUACCCGAGGAACUUAAUGGACCAGGCAAAUCCGAAGAUAGAGUCCUCGGUGUUCUGGACUCUGAUGGGAAGUCUCCGGUUUUUGGAAACCUUGGAAAUAAUAGGGUCCAGUUUUUCCUCUGCCAUGCCCCGCAAUGAGCCAGCCAUCCGGAACUCGUUGCCUCCUUGCGUCCGGGCACAAAGCGUGGGGGAUUCGGAGGUGGCUGCCAUUAGCCAGUUGACUUAUUUGCAGAGCCUCACGUUAGCUCAACUGCCAAAUAUCAUUACUGGCUCUGGGCUCGUUAGCAUCGGACUGCAGUGCCAGCAUUUGCGGACUCUCUCGUUGGCCAACCUGGGCAUGAUGGGGAAGGUGGUCUAUAUGUCUGCUCUCAUGGACAUGCUGAAACACUGCAAGUGCUUGAGAGAUCUCAGGCUGGAGCAGCCCUACUUCAGCGCAGGCACCCAGUUCUUCCAGGCACUGAGCCACUGCUCCUCUCUCCAGCGGCUUUGCAUCGUCUCCCGGAGCGGGACUCUGCAGUCUGACGCAGUGAUGUCAUUCAUGGCCAGCUGCCUCGAGGUCAUCAUGUGCCACAUGUUUAUGGGAGAAUCUCUCACCGUCUGCAAAAACCUCCAGCAGUCUAUUGUCCGGAGCUCCAUCAGCUGAAGUUCUGGAUGUACGGCCCCGUCAUAAAUCAAACGGCACUUCUGUGUAAACAAAACAUCUGCCGACAUUUUAAGCACCGAGAGGUUUGACCUUGAAGCUUUCCUCCUUUCCCACAAGUGACUAAGAUAAUUCUUCGUCCUCUAAUCACUUGUAAAUGUCACUUACUGGUAAUCCCCUGGUAGUACAAUUCAAAGCCUUUUUAAAGGGUUGUUGUGAAGGGUUUUUCUUUGGUGGGGGGGGGGGGAAGAAUUGGUACAAACUGCCUUUGCACGUUUGGCAGUUCUUAAAUGCAUUUUGCUUGGCCCCUUGCAGUGCUCUGAGGCUCACGUGGUGGGAAACGUUUGUGUGAGCCGUGAACUGCAUUUGAAAAGGGAGCUUUUAAUUACUCCGGGCAUUUUGGAAUCUAAUAGCGGCAGUCAUCUAACAAAAUACUUCCCAAGCAACAGACUCGCCAUUAUUUUUAUUUUCUGUAAGGCGUCUUCUCCGCCUUCGAUCUGUUUCCUUUCUCACCUACCGUCGCUUUGCCCUGUUUUCUAACAAAAAUUUCAGGUCGCAUGGUGUUAUUGCUGCGUCCUGAGGGGUGCUCCUCCCCCCAGCCUUUCUCCAGCUUCACGCUGACUUAUUACUCUUGGCUCGUUUCCGAGGAUCGGCUCCAGAAGAGCCUAUGACUACAUUAGCUACCUCUCGAGCUGCACACGGGAUUGCUUGUUCCAGCCUCUAGAAGGCUCCGUGUUCUUUUGGGACAGCGAUUGUUGGAAACACCUCUAUGAAUUCCUUGUCAGGGAUUCCUUGGGUUUGUGUUUUCACAGGGCCUCGUAUCUGUAAAGUCAGUCCUUGGUCGGUUUUGGUAGUGCUCUGAGGAUCCCUAGAAAGAACCAAGAAUCCACAGUUUCUGGUUUUAUUCUGCCUUCCUCCCUGAGAUGCCAUUGCAGCACUGGCCAACAUUUUAACGUCCGCUUACUGAGCAGAAAAAUGCUGUUCUGCAGUCUCUUCCUCCUCUCUCUCUCUCUCUGCUGUGUAUGGAUUCCCACUACAUUCUGUACCUCUUAAUAAUUGAAACCCUGGGAACUUUCCAAAGAGCAGCUGAUGCCUCAUGAAAAUGUUAAAAACUGCUUUUAUAUUUAGCAACAGUUCUGGCUGUCAGACUAUUUCUCUCCUUUUGUAUCUUAUUAAUAGAGACGUUUGUAUGAAAACAGAAUUUUUGAAGUUUUUUUUUUCAGAGCAGAGCAUCUGCUCCCACUGCAAAUCCUGCACCUGAAGUCAUAAUCCUCCGUGACAUUGUAAUCGGGGGCUCUGGAAACGAUUUUGAUGCCACGUAAGAUUAUGACUUCAGGAGGAGGAGAAGCAGUGGGAGCAGAUGCUCUCCUAAGCAACAGAGAUCCCAUUCUCAUGCGACUGUCUCCAGUAAUAACACGGAGGGAACAAAAUACAGAAAACGAUGUGUAAGCAAAGCCUGGGGUCUUCCACGAGCCAUCAGCGAGCCUUUAACCACGCCAUUUUCCCAGCGAUCCCGUUCUCGUCCUUGCGUAAAUGUGCCUCCAGAUGGGGGUCAGGAAUUGACUUUCUCUUGACUGCAUUUUAUCUGCUGCUCCCAGGGCAAAGAGACGUGCAGUAAAAUCCUUGAGCGGGCUGGUUGAUGAG